CGCUACCAUGUGUUCUGACUGAAGGUCGAUAUAAGAAAAUAGAAAGAAAGCGUCAAUAAGGUUUACACUACAGACAGCAUAUCAUUGAAAGUGGAUACUAGUUAAAUUUUACCUGUCCGUCACACGAUAAAGGAUAAGGAGAUGAGUUAGCAAGACAAUGUCAGGAGUUUUACAAACGUACAAUAUGGAAGACCUCGAUGGUCAGCAAGGGCAAGGUGAUUCAAUGGUAUCGGGACGUAGCCUUGGUAACGGACACCACAGUCGUCCUCAGUCACCACUUAAAUUCUUUUCCCAAGCCAAAAAAACUAUCAAUGAUAUCUUUAAAGAAAUAUUGGAAUAUAUCAACGAGUCAAAAACAUUCCUCACAGACCACAAAGAUGGCUCUGAGGAAAAGAAACAUGUAGAAGAGUUUCAGGAAAUGGUGAGAGGCAUCAUAGAAGUUUUGGCUCGUGAUCACAUGAAAGUUUGCUUCUUUGGAAGGACAUCCAAUGGAAAAAGCUCUGUGAUAAAUGCUAUGUUACGAAAGAAGAUCCUGCCUAGUGGCAUUGGACACACAACCAACUGUUUCCUACAGGUAGAGGGAUGUGAUGGAAAUGAUGGCUGUCUAUACACCGAGGAGUCUGACGAGCCUAAAAGUGUCAACUCGGUAAAACAGCUGGCUAGUGCCCUAAGUACAGCAAAACUGAAGGAAAACUCAUUGAUCAGGAUCUUGUGGCCAAAGGAAAAGUGUCGCCUUCUCAAGGAGGAUGUUGUCUUCUUAGACAGCCCUGGCAUUGACGUGACACCUGACCUUGAUGAAUGGAUCGACAAAUUUUGUCUGGAUGCAGAUGUGUUUGUACUUGUGGCCAAUUCUGAGUCUACCUUGAUGAGGACGGAAAAGAAGUUCUUCCACAAAGUGAGUGACCGCCUUUCCAAGCCAAACAUUUUCAUCCUCCAGAAUCGAUGGGAUGUGUCUGUGCUAGAGGAAGAUGCUGAGGAGGUUCAUUCAGUGAAAGAACAACAUUACCAACGGAAUGUGGAAUUUCUCUGUGAUGAGCUGAAAGUCGCAAACAUUCAGGAAGCCAAGAACAGGAUCUUUUUUGUAUCAGCAAAGGAAGCCCUUAUCACUCGCCUUCAUGAGGAUAAUCAAACUCCCACCCCCACUGGAUCCUUACAGCGCGACUUUACAGACCGUUUGUUUGAGUUUGCCAACUUUGAGAGAAUGUUUGAAGUGUGUAUCUCUAAGUCAGCUGUAAAGACAAAGUUUGAGCAGCAUGCCAAGCGUGGCAAGAAAGUUAAUGCUAAUCUUCGGGAUGUUAUGGAAAAAACCUACACAAGCAGUCUGCAAAAGAUGGAAGAGUCAGUACGUGUCCGACAGGAAACAGCAGAUGAGCUUGACUACUUAGAGAAACAGUUGAUCCUACUGACUGGUGACAUGAAGGACAAAAUCCGCUUCAUGGUGGAUGAUGUUGAACGAAAAGUGUCCACGGCACUUAGUGAGGAAAUCCGACGUCUGUCCUCAAUAGUCGAUGAAUUUGAACGACCAUUUCAUCCUGACUCUGUACUCCUUAAUGCGUAUAAGAAGGAAUUGCAUAGCCAUGUUGAGGGUGGGCUAGGCCGGAACCUACAGCAGCGCUGCUCAUACGUACUACAGCAUUCAGUGGAAGAAACACAGACAGAAAUGACAGAACGUAUUGCAGUAUUAUUGCCAGAGGAAACUAAACAACAGCUGUAUAACCUAGUACCACGACGGGAUUUUGAGAUUGCUUACCGACUGGACUGUCGUAAUCUGUGUGCUGACUUUCAGGAAGAUAUACAGUUUCGCUUCUCUAUGGGUCUUACUGCACUGAUGCAGCGAUUUCUGGGAAGAAAGGGGACUCAUUCCGUUCUGACUGGUCACUCUGAUACGAUUCCACGGCCAAUGUCAGAUGGCGGUCCACAGACACCCCUUGGAGAGUUUUAUCGGCCACUUGCCCCAGAGCAGAACAACCAGGUGCUCUUCUCCAUGAUCACGACUUUUGCAUCCAUUACCUCACGUACCACUAUGGGAGCCAUCAUUGUCGGAGGCCUUAUUGCCAAGGCUGCAGGCUGGAAGGUGAUUGUUGUGACAAGUGGCCUGUAUGGACUACUGUAUAUGUAUGAGCGGCUGACUUGGACAAACAAAGCCAAGGAACGAUCGUUCAAACGUCAAUAUGUUGACUACGCAUCCAGUAAACUUAAACUGAUUGUGGAUCUGACAAGUGCCAACUGUAGUCACCAAGUACAGCAGGAACUGACAUCUACGUUUGCUCGCCUCUGUAACCAAGUAGAUAUAUCUAAAGAAAAACUUCAGGCAGAAAUCUGUACUCUUGACAAAGACCUUGCUCAUCUCAAGGAGGUCUCUGCCAAGGCCAAGCUUCUCAGAAACAAAUCUGAUUGGCUGGAUAAGCAGCUGAAUGGAUUCAUAGAGGAAUUUCUGGUGAAACCAGAUGCAUGAGAGAACUGUUAAUUGCAGUCUAGUUGAAACUAAGUCAGAUCUUGUUUGGCUACACAAGGACAGCCAUUGUGGUCAGUUUGUGUCAUAAUAUGGACAACAAUCUCCAAAUGUUGCUAGUAAUUUCUGUCAAACAGAGACCUUCUAUCUACAUUGGAGGGGAUUUCAUGACAUAACACGCUGUACAACAUGAAUUAUAUGCAUAGUCUACCAAAGAGAGGAAAUGACGUAGGAAUGAUUGACAGAUUUGUGGGAUGAAAUUGAUCCUAUAAAACUAGCAAUGAUUCUUCUUCCUCUACUUUAAGAUUGAAAUAGACUAUUUAUUAAAAUUUUGUAUUGACUGUAUACAUGUAUAUUAAACUGACUGUAACAUAUGCCUGUCUAUAUGAAUAGUUAAAAAUGCAGUACAAGUUUGACAAGUCUUCCAUCGUCCAGAGGAAGGACUGAUGGAAGUUUUCAUUGUCAUCAAAAAAAAUAUUGAAUGUUUAUCAAAUAUUUCAAGGAAGUUUUCACUGACAUAAUACAUUUGGUUUUCCAAGUGAUUCUGUAAAAACAAUGCCAGCUUUUGAGUCAUUCCUUGGUGAAGACUUUGUUGAGAUUAAAGAGUGAUAUCUUUUAAACUAAUUCAUGAAUAGUGUCGUCGUUAUGUGGAGAGUAUUAUGAAUUGUGAUGUUGUGGCCUCCUUGUCCUACUAUCAUAAUAUAAUUGGGCUCUUGUCUGUGAGAAACCUUUUCUAUACCACACUAUGAAAUAUGAAGGCGCUGACAGCAUACCCUGUCCAUUAGUCAAUUUUUUCUUCUCACAGGUUUAAUUUUGCAUUUCACUCUGACAGUUAUUGUUUAAAGGAGUUGAUAUUUUACACAGAAAUCUUUUUUUAUUAUAUAACAUUGGUACAAAGCAGUCAGAUUUUCAAAAAAUAGAUUAUUUCAAAUUUCUUAAAUCAGUCAGCGCCAAUAUGAUGCAUUUACCCAAAAACAGAUAUCGAUCACAGCAGGGUUUUUUGAAAACAUUUGAGUUGUUAUAUACAUUGUCAAUUAAGUGCAAAGAUUGGGCUUUGUGUUAUUUUUAUGCUGCAAGCCCAAACAUACAGACAGAUCUGUUAAUUUUUAUGAAAUGGAGAGGGGGGUGUAUAUUAGGUAGGAAAUCUAUCAGCAGUGAUGAGAUAAAAUUUGUAACAUGUCUUGUCUUUGUGUUUGACUUAAGUCUAUAAACUGUAAUUCUAUCAUCAGCUUUUUGUGUGUCAGAUGUUACUAUUAUAGAUGUUUUUACUUGUUAUUGUUAGAUAUGUUUUAUAUUAACGUUUUUUUACAUUGUUAGAUGUAAUUACAUAAUUUUGUUUCCUCUGUGACAAAAAAUCACGGAAGUGAGGUAUGUAGUGUAACUUUUCUGUCAGUAUCGUCAGCAUUUCAAUUUUAAGUUGUGUCUUAAGAUAAGUUGCAGGAAAAGAUAUGUUCAGCUUUAACCAAACUUGGUAUAUAGCUAGAUAACAUAGUGGACACACCCAUCAUUUACCAACAAAGUGGACACACCCAUUAUUCACCCAAUAUGAUUCAGACUUUUCUGCAGUGAUUCUGAGAUAAUAUAGUGGACACACCCAUCAUUUACCAACAAAGUGGACACACCCAUUAUUUACCCAAUAUGAUUCAGACUUUUCUGCAGUGAUUCUGAGAUAAUAUAUUGGACACACCCAUCAUUUACCCAAUAUGAUUCAGACUUUUCUGCAGUGAUUCUGAGAUAAUAUAUUGGACACACCCAUCAUUUACCCAAUAUGAUUCAGACUUUUCUGCAGUGAUUCUGAGAUAAUAUAUUGGACACACCCAUCAUUUACCCAAUAUGAUUCAGACUUUUCUGCAGUGAUUCUGAAAUAAUAUAUUGGACACACCCAUCAUUUACCCAAUAUGAUUCAGACUUUUCUGCAGUGAUUCUGAAAUAAUAUAUUGGACACACCCAUCAUUUACCCAAUAUGAUUCAGACUUUUCUGCAGUGAUUCUGAGAUAAUAUAUUGGACACACCCAUCAUUUACCCAAUAUGAUUCAGACUUUUCUGCAGUGAUUCUGAGAUAAUAUAUUGGACACACCCAUCAUUUACCCAAUAUCAAUCAGACUUUUCUGCAGUGAUUCUGAGAUAAUAUAUUGGACACACCCAUCAUUUACCCAAUAUGAUUAAGACUUUUCUGCAGUGAUUCUGAGAUAAUAUAUUGGACACACCCAUCAUUUACCCAAUAUGAUUCAGACUUUUCUGCAGUGAUUCUGAAAUAAUAUAUUGGACACACCCAUCAUUUACCCAAUAUGAUUCAGACUUUUCUGCAGUGAUUCUGAAAUAAUAUAUUGGACACACCCAUCAUUUACCCAAUAUGAUUCAGACUUUUCUGCAGUGAUUCUGAAAUAAUAUAUUGGACACACCCAUCAUUUACCCAAUAUGAUUCAGACUUUUCUGCAGUGAUUCUGAGAUAAUAUAUUGGACACACCCAUCAUUUACCCAAUAUGAUUCAGACUUUUCUGCAGUGAUUCUGAGAUAAUAUAUUGGACACACCCAUCAUUUACCAACAAAGUGGACACACCCAUCAUUUACCCAAUAUGAUUCAGACUUUUCUGCAGUGAUUCUGAGAUAAUAUAUUGGACACACCCAUCAUUUACCCAAUAUGAUUCAGACUUUUCUGCAGUGAUUCUGAAAUAAUAUAUUGGACACACCCAUCAUUUACCCAAUAUGAUUCAGACUUUUCUGCAGUGAUUCCCUGAUAACAUAAUGGACACACCCAUCAUUUCCCAAAUAUCAAUCAAACUUUUCUGCAGUGAUUCUGAAAUGCUUGACUCAAAAGUUUUGCUUUUAGUACAGUUUCUCAUUAAAUGCAAGUGCUAUUCCAUUCCAACUUUGAAUUACAUUGUAGUGUGGACAUCUGGACCCAGCAAAUAGAUUUAGGUGAAAUUUAUUUCUUGUAUAUGGGACAAAAAAUUUCUAGAAAAUGACGACAAACUCUUUAUGGCUUGUUCUUUUCACUUCAGAUUAAGUUUAUAUAGUCAUGGUGGUCCAGUACUGUGGUAUGAUGAACAAUAUUAUCUUUGAUGUUUAAAACUUAUUAACUUGGAAAUUUUAUAUUGGUAGGGGGGUGGGGUGUUGAGGGGACAUAAAUUGCAAGCGUGUGUUUUGUGUUUGUUUAAAUAAUUUCCAUACAAAUUAUGUGGAAUAAAGUGACAGUUAACGUAAAUCAAAUUGUAAGGAAAGAAAACGUCUUAAAUGACAAUUCUUUCGUCUUUUUGACCUAUCAUGCUUGCUGAAACAAGCAACAGCUAGAAAUACUGAUGUGAUGCUGUCAUUAUACUGAAAAUCCAGAGAAUGUGUUCAUCACUGUAUGAUAUGUGAUUUAGUCACAUUAUUCUGCAGCAUUAACUUGUGCAAGCCAUUGAUUUAAGAUUGGGUCAAACAAGUUAUACUUGCAAUGUAAUUUCUUAUUAUAGAUAGGUCAGUGUUGAGCUAGACUUAAAAUAAUUUACAUGAAACAGAUUUGACUUUGUGUCGCAUUAAGCAAAUUUCAAUGGUUCUUUGAAUUUUGUUAGAAAAGACAUUUGUGUAUACAUUCAAGCAAAGACCACACAUCGAGAUAUCCCGUCAAGGGAGAUAAUUUACCUAGAUUUUACUUCCUGUGUUAUGGGUGUCACAUGUGCCUGAUUUUGCCAUUGUCGUUUUAAUGUUUUAUAUGUAGUGAAUAUCAUUUUAUUUAUGAUUGUAAGAAAUGAAACUUGAAUGUAUUAAAUACGAAGUCAUACAACU
Molecule: messenger RNA, 6220 nt
Organism: Ylistrum balloti
Lineage: Eukaryota; Metazoa; Mollusca; Bivalvia; Pectinida; Pectinidae
Product: mitofusin-2-like
Exons: 18
Coding region: 158-2455 (765 amino acids)
Biological process (GO): mitochondrial fusion; mitochondrion localization
Cellular component (GO): mitochondrial outer membrane
Molecular function (GO): GTP binding; GTPase activity
Source: RefSeq, a predicted model, not a curated record